GCUGUGUUCACAAAAGGACAGAACAACAUUCAGUUGGAAAUCCGCACUGAAGCAAUGGUCUAGCUAGCUGGUGUUGCUCACACUAAAGGCAAGUAAUUUUUUACCUGAGGUUGUUUGUGGGCAGUGGGCGGUGGAUAAAGGUUGUUAUUGAAAAAUCUGUGGCUGGAUUCAGCACUUGCUUUCUCCCGAUAAUUAUUUGAUUUGCAGUGGAAGAGACACCACUACAUUUUGGGUGUGAAUUGAUGUGCAAUAUGACUCAUUCACACAUGCAAAUUAUUCCCUUACCGUUGCCACCAUAUGUGAUUUGUUCCAAGGCUGUAAUUUAAAUUAUUUCAGUGUUUUAUUAGAGAAAGACCAUUUGGUUCAGGUGGGUUUUAAUUUUGGUAUUCUAAGUGGACUCUGUUCUAAUUAUAUUAUAUGACUUUUGGGAAACAUAUGAAGGCAACUCUUCAUAGAGAAGUUUUUAAUGUUUGAUGUUUUGUUAUGUUUUAAUAUUUUGCUGGAAUAGAUGAUUUGUUAUUCCAUUCAUUGCCCUGAUAUAAAUAAUGUUCUCUGAAGGUACGCUGCCUUGGGCCCCCUGUAACCUGGCAGCACAUCUGGGCAGAAAGUACAUAGAAUCCUGUAUCUUCCAGCUAAUCUGCACAGAUCAGGUGAGAAGAGGGGCAGGGACUGUGAGACUGUGCAUGUUUGUAAGAACAUUUCCCCAUCAAGCCAACUUCAUGACUCUCAUUUAUAGCCUGUACUUGUCAUAGUUGUCUUCUCUCCACUGCAGCUUUGAUUUAAGAUGGCCCUGGUCUGUUUGUCAGACUUUGAGGCAUAUGCUAAGCAGCAUCUCCCCAAAGAUGCCUGGGAUUUUGUUGCCGCUGGCGCUGAUGAAUGUAGUACCCUGGAAGAAAACCUCAAGGCAUUCAAAAGGUAUGAUAAAGGCUCACCUUUGGCGAGUGGAAGGUUAGCACUCGUAUUUAGAUGGUCGCUCACAUGAAGCAUCGUGGACUGGGCAGAUCGGGCUGGAUUGAAAUCUUACGCCAGACAUUGGCGGUGCAAGCAGGUCCGGAUUUAGAUUUUAUGAGGCCCUAAGCUACUGACACGGGUGGGCUGUGGGUUAAACCACAGAGCCUAGGACUUGCCGAUCAGAAGGUUGGCGGUUUGAAUCCCUGUGACGGGGUGAGCUCCUGUUGCUCGGUCCCAGCUCCUGCCAACCUAGCAGUUCGAAAGCACGUCAAAGUGCAAGUAGAUAAAUAGGUACCACUCCAGUGGGAAGGUAAACGGCGUUUCCGUGCGCUGCUCUGGUUCGCCAGAAGCGGCUUAGUCAUGCUGGCCACAUGACCCGGAAGCUGUACGCCGGGUCCCUCGGCCAAUAAAGUCCGACGAGCGCACAACCCCAGAGUCGGCCACGACUGGACCUAAUAGUCAGGGGUCCCUUUACCUUUACCUUUAAGCUACUGAAGGUAAUGGGGCCCUUUAUAUGUCCAGGUAUCCUUUGUCAACAACAAAUUGUCACUGUUUUUGUGUUGAAUAUAUGCUUUAUGCAUGGAAAUGAGCAAACCAGUGAUACUUUAGGGAGCAGGCUAGCAGGCGGGGCCCAUUACUUACAUCAUAGGAGCCUACGCAACACAAAACACUGUUGCUGUAUGUAGGUUUUAUUUUAUUUGUUUUUUAUCUUAUAUUUUGGAAAUGUACAUCCAGGGUUUUUUUCCUUUAAUUUUUUUUUGGGGGGGCAAGAAAGUGGGGCCCUAAGCUAUAGCUUGUUUAGCUUAUAUGUAAAUCCGGCACUGGGUGCAAGCAUUCACAUGAAUCUCUUUCCACCGACCGACUUUGUUAAACUCAGUCACAAAUGGCUGAUCUGGUAUCUAUCAAAACAGAAGUCUGAUCUGGGAAAGUGAAUCAUUUGCAGCAAAAUUGGGAAGAACUGAUGCCUCUGUAUCCCACAAAGUUUUGUUUUCAGUGCUCCAUUCCAGUUCUCACACACUUGUGUGCCACAGUGCAGCUAUUGCAGUAGGGUGGCUGGAUCUGAACUUGCAGAUGUGUCAGAGUUGUUCCACGCCUUGCAGCCAGAUCCCACUUCUACGGCAACAAAAUGUGUUGAGCACAUCGAGCAGUGGCGUAGCGUGGGGGGUGCAGGGGGGGCCGGCCGCACCGGGCGCAACAUCAGGGGGGGCGCGCUCGCACUCGCAGCUCUCUGCCCCUACCUGGCUCACUCACUCUCUCUCACUGCAGUGCUGGCUGUGCGAAUCCGAUCCGAGCCGCUGGGUCGCCGCCCACUGUGGAGGGGGUGGGUGCCAGGCGUGCGGUGCGGAGAAGGAGCAAGGGACUAUCUGGGGGAGGGACAGUGCAGCAGCUGCCCAGCACGGGAGAGAACCACACCAGACCAGACCAGGCAGCAGCAAGAAGAAGCUGGCAGCGGCAGCAGGUUAGGGGUUAGGGGGCGCAAAUUACUUGCCUUGCCCUGGGUUAGGGGGCGCAAAUUACUUGCCUUGCCCCGGGUUAGGGGGCGCAAAUUACUUGCCUUGCCCCGGGUGCUGACAACCCACGCUACGCCGCUGACAUCGAGACACCCAAGAAAUCUCAUACCGUCUACCCAAUGGGCAGAAGGUGGGAGGGGACACAGUAGCAAGCAUUUCAAGCCUCUAAACACCUACACAAGUGCUUUCUCCAAGUGCCUGGUGCUUUCUGGGGACAGUUGCCUCCCCCCCAGGGGCGGAGGAAGGGAGGGGCGGUGGGGGCAGGCCGCCCCAGGUGUCACCACUGCGGGAGGUGACAAAAUGUUGGGAGGCACUCACCUGUAGCGUGCCCGAGACACGCGUCUCUCCUGGGAGUAAUGCAGUGACUUAGGUGGCCACAGACUCCGUGCUGCCCCAAACAGUCCGCCCUCUGCCUCCCCCCACCCCAGCUAUAGGGCAGCUGAGUGGGAGGAGGCAGGCAGACACCUCCGAAGACCUGUGGAGUGUCCUGCCCCAGCCUGUUCUGUGGGUGGCUGGGGCGCCACCACCGCCCCAGGUACCCGAUCAGCUGGCUCCACCACUGCUCCCCCCACCCCUGAAAUAUCAUUGUGUUUACAUUGAAAAGGGCCUUUUCACAGUGCAAUGAAAGGGCUUGUGCUCUUUGUGUCCUCAUGAGAGAAGUUCCAAAAAAGCUGAACUCUCAAUAACUCUUGUUUGAUCUCAAGGAUUAUAUUAAGUUGUGGUUGGACAUAGCAGUCGACACAGAGAUUUCUCCAAGUGGUUCUUUAUACAGUGGUGCCUGGAGACUGAUGACUGCAAGACGGCAAACCAGCUCAGACCAAGGGCUUGCUUUUAUAGGCAGCCGGCUGUCAACAUUGUCAGAACAACAACCCAGGGUUCCCUGCCUAAAUUAACUUACGUGGACCUGAGUGAAAACUACCGCUAUCUUUAUCUAGCUGCUAGCCUUAAGAGCCUUCUAGACAGCUAAGACGCAGCCAAUAAGCUUUUGGUAGGAGCGAAACGCAAGAACACAAAUCCAUUGCCGCUGAUAGGUUCUCAGAAGCCGAGAACAGCAAGACGAGAUCACUGCACAGUGAAAGCAGCAAUCUCUCUUGCUGUUCACUGUAGCUAGCUGGAACUGAACUGAACAGCAACAGCUCAGCCAGCCUGCUUCCAUAGGCAGCCGGCUGUCAACAUUGUCAGAACAGCAACCCAGGUUUCUGCCUAGGAGGAACUAACGUGAGUCUUAUAGAGCAAAAAAUACUGUAUAUACACAAUACCCCUGGUGGCCAGGGUGAGAACUUCAAUACAUAACAGAUUAGAUUCAUCCCUGACCCCAGUAUAGCUUUUUCGCCAUUCAGCAAAGCACCUAAUUCCAUCUGACAGUAACAAUAUAAUUAGCAAUCUCUGUAGUAUUUAAUUGUUACAGAUGCCCCCCCCACACACAAUUGCUAUCAAGACUGCAAUGUGCAAGUAGUGAGACUCCUCAGUCAGAGUCUCCAUGAAUUCUCCCUAAAAACAAACACACACACAUAUAGUGGAGUAAUAAGCAUUAAUGGCUAAUGCUAAUUUUUUCUUAUUUUUUCUAAUGCUUAUUGCCACACUGAUAUUUAUCACACCAUUUUCCAAGUGGAGCAGAACAUGUAAGAAUGGUUUGUUGCUGGUUUUUCAAUAGAAAAAUAAAAUAAAAUGUCCAUUAUUUAAUCAGCCAUGCGUUUUGUGCAUUUGCUAAUGUGGAAAUCUUCAUGAACGUAUCCUGAAUAAUACAUUUCCCCCCGUUUUUGUUAUUUAUUAUACUUGUUACCCAAAGAUCUCCACAAAGUUAUCUAAUUUAUAUUACUCUUAAUAAUAAUUAUAAUGAGGAUUUUAUAAUUGAAUGCAAAACAGGGGGAAAAACAAAGUUACAUUAACAAAUUAACAGUAGAACUUAACAUAAGACAAUGCUAGAAAUAUUUGAGCACAGUGUCCUUAGAAUAAAGCACUGAUUAUAAGCCAGCUUAUUAUAUAUGUUUUAUAUUCACUUGGGGGAUGUUGGAAUAUUCCAGAAACUUGGUAAUUGGUCUUCAGCAGGUUGCUAGGCAACAGGAAAAGUCUGCCCAGCAACAGGAGACUAUAUUAAGGGCAUAUGAUUAACAAGGGUCAGAGUGUAGAGAGUGAAAAGAGUCAGUGUGCAAAUGAGCAUGAGUCAGCAUUAGGUCUCUGGCCAGAUGGCUAGAAGAAGAAAGGGUUAUGUUAUUUUAUUUGUAUUAAAGGUAAAGGGACCCCUGACCAUUAGGUCCAGUCGUAACCAACUCUGGGGUUGUGGCGCUCAUCUCGCUUUGUUGGCUGAGGGAGCCAGCGUACAGCUUCCAGGUCAUGUGGCCAGCAUGACUAAGCCGCUUCUGGUGAACCAGAGCAGCGCACGGAAAUGCCGUUUACCUUCCCGCAGGAGCGGUACCUAUUUAUCUACUUGCACUUUGACGUGCUUUUGAACUGCUAGGUGGGCAGGAGCAGGGACCGAGCAAUGGGAGCUCACCCUGUCACGGGGAUUCGAACCGCCGACCUUCUGAUCGGCAAGUCCUAGGCUCUGUGGUUUAACCCACAGUGCCACCCGUGUUGUAUUAGACCGAUGUAAAUUAUUGUAAAUAAUAAAGAUACUCAAUUAAAUAGGAAACUCUGCUGCAAGUUUUUCAAAAGAAGAAAAGCCAAGAGCAGUGGCUGCGCAUGCACAUCAACAGGGGAAGGGCAAUAUAGGAUAUUCUCCAUCGAAAGGGAUACCGGAGUUGUUUAGUUGUCAGGAUGAAUGGCUGAAUUAGAUUAGACUGACAGGUCUUCCGCCUGCAGAAGUAACACCUGCCAGCUCUGCUGUUUCUAGCUCUUUCUAGUGUGGGAAUGUUCAGAGUGGCAGGAGAGGCUAUAAUGUUGAUUAAUAGCCUUCCUAACUUGCGCUAGCGAGUUCCUUUACUCAGCAGAGUGCAUUCCCCUUUACACGGCAGGAAACUAGUUGCAAACUCAUGUGAGUUUCUUAAGACAAUACGGAAUUCAAUAUGGCUUGUCCAGACUGAAAUGUGUUCUAAUAUUUUCCUGGUAAGACCCCUUGAAUCCCUCCUAAAAUAAUAAAGACGCCACAGUCUUAUUCAUAAACAAUAAAAAGUAAGUUUACUCACGAUCAGGAAGAGCACAGUGUGAACCCCAAAGGCAGCCUUUAGGCUUAAAGUUACAAACAUGUACAAACAGGUUUACCCCAUAUGGGAGAUAACCUGGGGGACUGCUGGCUGGCAGGUGAAUCAGGAUGUUCGCAGAACAAAAAAGAUUGAAGAAAGGAAGCUGGCAGCAUGCCUUGUCCUUUUACCAGGUCUGGAAAGGUCACGCCCACCCACUAGUCACAUGCAAGGAAGGAUGCUCUAGGCCGGGAGGAACAGGAGGUUUCAACUGGCUGGACCAAACAUUCCCUUGCAUGUCCACUCUAGCAAAACGAGGAAUGUUGUACUUGACUGCUCCCAGUGGAUUACAUCCCACAUCUAAUUCUUCCUUCAGGAUUCGUUUUCGCCCACGCGUUCUGCGCGACAUGUCUGCAAUGGAUACAAGGACCACCAUCCUCGGCACUGAAAUCAGCUUUCCUGUGGGAAUUGCUCCCACCGGCUUCCAUAGGUUGGCUUGGCCAGAUGGAGAGCUGAGCACAGCGAGAGGUAUGCCGGGGUCUCCUUCUUGCUGAGAAACAAUGGUUGGGCACACAGGGCAGCUGAAAGUGGAUUUAGCGCAUCAUCCCGUGCGUGCAUGUUUUUCAUGUCAUCCACACAGCACGGUCCUUAUCCAAGCGGCAGCUGUGCCACACACGGACUUGCCUCUGAAUCCAACCCUGGUUUCCCCUUCCCCUCAAGCUAGAUGCCUUGCCUUAGAAUCAAGUGCCUUUCAAGUUUAUCAGAUCGUAUUAAGGCUUUUAAAAUGCUCUGCAAAAAGGCAAGCCUGAAAUAACACUUUGGAGAGGUCCGGAGAGGACCUCGCCAGAGCACAACAGGGAAAUCGGUCAGGAAUGUGUACAGCUCAGUCUUGUAGGGAAGACUGUAGCUCUCUUCAGCAAUACAAAGAUUGCACCCACAGCGCCAGAUUUAGGGUGGGACGGUUCACCUGCACAGGUCACCAAGCCAAGGGGCACAAAAUUGAGAAGAUCCAUAACGGAGAAGAUCGAUUUGGGGGAGCCAAAUUUUGGCCUUUCACAGGGCGCCAUAUUACAAAAGAUGGAGAAGACAGAGUGAGUGCCGUUUACCAGAGACUUGGCUGCUAAUACUUCCGCAUGUCUGAGAACAUUUAAUUCGCUCUUAUCUCUCUCUUUUUUAAUAUAUAAUUUUUAUUAAAUUUUCUGUUCUACAGUUUAAAAUACUCAUUUUACAUCCUUAAGAUAUCAAUGACUUCCCUUCUUCUCUUUCCAUGGUUCAUUUUACAUUUCAUAAAGCCCUGCAUAUUUUACAAAAACUAUACCAUUCAGUGUUCCGUUAUUGCAUCCAUCAAAACUUGUUUAUGCUGUUGAAUUUACCUUAAUGCUGCCAGUGUUUUCAGCUGGACACAAUUAUUUCCCAUAUAUAAUCAAUAAACGUUUUCCAAUCUUCUUUAAACAUAUGUUCUUCUUGUUCUAUAUGUUCAGUCUGUGAGUUGUGCAUAUUCUGUCAACUUAAGAUGCCAUUCUUCUUUAGUUGGGACCUCGCUCGUUUUCCAUUUUGGGGCUAACGAAACACGGGCCACUUUAGUGGCAUACAUAAACAACAUUUUUUGAAAUUCCCUCUUUUCUCUGUCAACGGUAACAUUCCACCAUUCGUGCUCUGUAAGGAAAUAAAAUAAACAAAUAACAGGAAUUAGUGAACUGACCCACUAAUCAUAGCUUUAGCUGAGAUUCCCGAAUAGCAGGGGGUUGGAUUAGAAAACCUUUUGCGGUCCCUUCCAACUCAACAGUUCAAUAAUUCUAUGAGCCAAAGCAGCCAAACCCAGCAUACUAGGCUCAGAUUUUCCUUCCCCCAUCCCCAUAUUUUUCCAAAGCGGCAGAAGCUAUGAAGACAUGCUACAUUGCCAGCUCCUAUGCCUCUUGCUCCGUGGAUGAGAUUGCUGCUGCUGCGCCUGCUGCUCUCCGGUGGUUCCAGCUCUACAUCCACCGGGACAGAACCGUCUCGGAGCAACUGGUACGAAGGGCAGAGGCAGCUGGCUUCCGGGCCCUGGUGCUCACAGCUGACGUGCCCUACACGGGGAAGAGGCGCGACGACAUCCGCAACAACUUCCGGUUCUUGUCUGCCGUCAAGCCAAAGAACUUUGAAGGCGCCUUCGAGGUUUGUUUGUUUGUUUAAAUAUUUUUAUUAGCAAUUCAACAACAUGUCAAAACAUAUCCUAUUCAUUAUUUCCGCCCCUUUUUCCCACCCACCCCUCAAACCCUCCCUCCCCUCCCCCAAACACUUCCCUCAGUUCCUCUCUCUGAUUUCUCAACACAUAUUAUUCUCUGCAUGUUACAAAAUUAUACAAAUCCUUACAUUAUCUGUCUGCCAUGUUAUCAAUCAAUAAAUUUGUGUAUGUUUAUUCAAAAUAAUAAUAAUAAUAAUUUAUUUAUAUCCCGCCCUCCCCAGCCAAGGCCGGGCUCAGGGCGGCUAACAACAAUAAAAUAAUACAACAUUCUAAAAUCAUUUCAUUAAAAAAUGAUUUCAUUAAAAACUGCCAAGGAGUCAAAUUCAUUUUGUUGUCCUUUUAGUUAAUUUGUGAAAAGUUCCCAUUUUUGUUUAAAGCCACAGUUGUCCUUAUCUCGCAGUUUAUAUGUCAAUUUAGCCAGUUCUGCAUAGUCCAUCAGUUUUUCUUGCCACUGUUCUUUUGUCGGGAUUUCCUCAUUCUUCCAUCCUUGUGCUAUCAAGACUCUUGCCGCUGUUGUUGCAUACAUAAAUAAAUUCUUUAUUUUCCUUGGCAGGUCUUGUCCUACAAUCCCUAACAGAAAUGCUUCUGGUUUUUUAACAAAUGUCAUUUUGAACAUUUUCUUCAGUUCAUUGUAGAUCAUUUCCCAAAAUUCCCCUGCUUUCAAGGUCUGUAAAGCUUUAGCGGAAUCCCAUACAAAAGCCGUCUAGGGGAUGGGCAGAGUAACUUGGGACAUCCACACCAUUGUGGAGAGACAGCCAGCAAGGUGUGGGCAGUGCCAGGCUGGACAUCGGGACAAGGCAGCAAAGUGUGUUUGGGAUGGCGCAAAACGGUGGUAAAGGGGGGGAAACAGGUUUGUUGGCCUCUGUGUGGCUUGAGAGAUAAUGGAGUGUGCCUCCCGGGAUGAGGUCAAACUGCUGCAAUAGCAGAACCAAAGUGACCUCCCCGGGGCACAAGUAUGGAAGUCCUGGGCUGCCCAUAUGAUACGACUCCCCCUCUCGGCCUCACUGAUUUGGUCCAAAGGAAAGCAGAGCAAUAUUUUUGGCACCAGCUGGGCUGCAGGAGUUGCUGGAAGAAGGCAUACAAGGCACCACCCAACCGUCUUAGGGACUCCACUCCGGGCUUGCUCCUGGGACGUUUCCUCUCCUGAAGAUACCUUGCAAGGCAGCAGAGGUUGAGCUUCAGAGUUUUCCUUCUCUGAGAUGGGCUACCUUUCUAAAGUUGACAAGCCCCAUCUGCCCCUCACUUCCCUCUGCACCACAUGCAGAAAUUGCCUUUUGGACCAUUGGAUCCACUAUUGGUCUCAUCUGCUCAAGGCAAGGGUUAUGCAACCCAAAACAAACAGAAGCUUUCUUGGCUCUGUGAGGCCUUGGAGUUGCUGCACUCUUGCUGGCGUCCACUGGACAAGGGACAGAAAUACAAUCAAAUAUUUUCUAACCUGGAGGAAGGGAGAUCGUUGCUUCCCCCCAGCUCAAAUUUCUGUCACUCCCAGUGGGAUGGAUGCUCACGCCUCUGAGGCCUUCGCAGUCAAUAAUAAUAAUAAUAAUAAUAAUAAUAAUAAUAAUAAUUUAUUAUUUAUACCCCGCCCAUCUGGCUGGGCUUCCCCAGCCACUCUGGGCGGCUUCCCAAAAAAGAUUAAAAUACUAUAAUACAUCAAAUAUUAAAAACUUCCCUAAACAGGGCUGCCUUCAGAUGUCUUCUGAAAGUCUGGUAGUUGUUAUUCUCUUUGACAUCUGGUGGGAGGGCGUUCCACAGCUUUCAGGGGCUCUCAGCUUUCUGCCUGUCUUGGAUAGCAGUCUCUCCUGCUCCUGUAAAGCAAACAGAGCAGGUUCCUUAUAACACACUGUUGUAAACAAAAAUUGCCCUUUUCCCUUAUGGAAUAUCCAAGAGCCCAUAUAGAGUCCUUACAUAGGUUCCCUAUUGGUAGGAGAAGAUAACAGAGGCCAACCAGAGAAUAUUGAGAAGCAAAGCAGCUAGUAAGCUUGAUCUUUAUUGAUCUGUUGCAACAGCGUGCUCCCCUCACCCGCAGGAGAGAAGAGGAACCCAGAAAAAUGGCGUGCAAUGCCUUAUAAAGACUUUUGAAAUUCCCACCCUGUAGAUCAAUACCAACCACAGAAACAUCAUACACACAUCACAGAAGGGGUGUAACCUAAGACCAACCCUCAGAUACAUCAUACCUACAUCACAGAAAAGGCGGUCUUAAAACAGAAAUUUGAAUGUUGUUUUUCUCCUGUCGUUGUUUAUCUCCUGUCUGGCAGGUUACUUGAUUGGAUUUCCUGGGUAGCCUGGCCUGUCUUUUGUAAUGAUAAAUACUUAGUUCCUGGGCCAGGUCACAGGCUCACACCCUAUUCAAACACAGACAUACCCUUAAGACAGGAUUUGUGAAGGAAAACACAACAGGCAGGCUUUUCCAUUUUCCUUUGACCUUGCAGAGAAAACAUUUGGUCAGUUUGGGACAGUUUGGGAAUCAAAAUGGUUCCAGGUCGGUCUUCCUGUACUGAUCUAUGUGUGUGCUUGGUUGGUACACUUAUGAACAUUUAACAUAUAUCUAAGACCUCAGAAUUCCUAUCACAAUAUCCUCCCACAUUUCGGGAGGGCAAAGCAGGACUCUGCCCAUCUCCUGCACCAUCCCAUCCGCCCACCCCAAUCUCUGUUCUUCUUCGCCCCCCCCCCCCAUCCGUCCAAUCUCCACCCCAGGAUGAAGGCAACAAUGGAAGCUGCCAUAGAUCAAGUCAGUUCAUAUCGCUCAGUACUGUUCACACUGACUGGCAGCUGCCCUUCGGGGCUUCAGAUGGGACCCUACCAGGAGAUACGAGGGACUGAACCCGGUGCCUUCUGCAUGCAAAACAGAUGUACAAUCAGAAAUUCAGCCGAAGGAAAGAAUAUGGAAUACAGUCGUACCCUGGAAGCCAAACGCCUUGGGAGUCAAACGUUUCAGCUCCCGAACGCUGCAAACCCAGAAGCGAGUGUUCUGGUUUGCGAACGUUCUUUGGAACCCGAAUGUCCGGCGUGGCUUCCAAUUGGCUGCAGGAGCUUGCUGCAGCCAAUCAGAAGCCGCGCUUUGGUUUCCGAACAUUGUGGAAGUCGAAAGGACUUCCGGAACAGAUUCCAUUCGACUUCCAAGGUAUGACUGUAUAGCCAAGCCUGACCUCACCACCAGAGGGGUAAUAAGAGGCCAUACAGCAGAAAGCUCCAUAGUUCAAUAUAUAUAUACCAUAUCGGCCCGAAUAUGUCAUACCUGAAUAUAAGCUACAGCUUUAAAACUGGAGGGGGGGGGAGAAAAAAUACCCAAAUACAAGUUGCUCCCUUCCUCACUGCUCCUGGCUUCAUACUGGGGGGGGGGGGCGACGCUGUAUUGCCAUCGGCCUUUCCCCUUCCUCGCUCUCUCCCUUCUCAGCCUUAGAGGAGAGGGUGGGGAACAAUACGCAGGGCGGGCACCGCUUUGCUGCAUUCCUGGCUGUAUACCGUAAGGUCACAAAUAUAAGCCACACUUUAACUUUUCAUGGUCAGAAUUUGGGGGAAGUAUGGCUUAUAUUCGGGCCAAUAUGGUAUACAGUGGAACCUCGGGUUGCGGCGUAAUCCGUAAUGGAGGCACAUCCGCAACCCGCAGCAAUCGUAACCUGCAGCGCCGUGUCUGCGCACACGCGUGACACAAUUUAGUGCUUCUGCGCAUGCGCAAGCGGUGAAACCCGGAAGUAGCCCUUUCCGGUACUUCUGAGUUUCCCGCAGUCCGCAACCUGAAAACGCAUAACCCAAAGCGUCUGUAACCCGAGGUAGCACUGUAUAUUUGUUUCGCAGCCUUUACAUAGUGCUUGAUUGUAACAAAACCUCAAAAUGUUUAUAAGAAAGCCUAGCAGGAGAGGGAUCUGUUUAAGAGUUGCACCAACCGUGUGAGCAACAGUGAUGCUCUCUUUUGCUCCUCUCCUUCAGGGUAAAGACUGUUCAGAGUAUGGGGUGCCUGCUGGCAGUAUAGACCCCUCUGUCACUUGGAAUGAUAUCUCCUGGCUACGGAGAGUGACACGCCUGCCUCUCAUCAUCAAGGGAAUUCUGACAAAGGAAGAUGCAGAGCUGGCCAUGAGCCGUGGAGUUCAAGGGAUUAUUGUGUCCAACCAUGGAGGAAGACAGCUGGAUGGGGCACCUGCAAGUGUAAGGGACAGGUCAUUAUCUAUCACACUUAACAUGUGCAAAACUGUUCAUGUCCACAGCUGUGGUUUACUUGGUUGUGUGCACCGAUGCAAAGGAGCAGGAUAUCAACUGAAUCAGUCAAAAGAUAAAUGAAUAACCAAACAAUUAAACCCCUGUGUUGCAAACAAUUAACAGUAAUAUCCAAGGCAACACAAUGACCAAGUACAACAAUGCAAUAUCAAUAUAAACUCUUUAUAUAGUCUAUACGGAACAUGGAACAAUAUGAGAAACCAAAUAAACAGAAAUCUUAUAAAUCUCUGAAAGUCACUAAAGUGCACUCUUGAUGGAUUCUCUUGAAAAUAUAGAACCAAAUAAGUCUUGUAAGUCUCUGAAAGUCUUUGUAGACUAUGCAAGUCUCUGAAAGAAGCAAUGGGUCAGAUUCUUAUCUGAUGAAACAGACGUAGUGAACAUCAUUUCAAUAAUUCAUUUGCAGUUUAUGAAGCAUUUCUGUAUCCUUCUGCUGUGCUGAAGAAGAAUUCUGUGAAACAGUGGGGAUGUCCGGAAACACUGUUCACUACGUCUGUUUGCGGACCACUUCGGCAGUGUUGGACGUCAUAAAACAAAGCUUUAACUGCUUGUUUUCAUCAGAUAAGAAUCUGACCCAUUGCUUCUUUCAGAGACUUGUGACUAAGCCACAGUUUGCUGCCUGUGCAGCUUUUCUAGCUGAUGUACAUGAACCUGACCUUUGGAGAGUUCGUAAGUAAACAGUUUUUAAACUUACCAAGCAUAUGGUCUUUUUCUAUGCUAGGAGAAGAGAGGGACUUUGACAGGAACUUGGAAGGGCACAUUUAAAGAUCUGACGGCCUGUAUUUUCACAGUUUGCUUUGCUGCAUAUUUUGUGAUUUUAAAUCUCUGUUGGGCUUCUCUCACCAAAGAGUGUCUGCCCCAAACCAGAAUCCUGGCAGCCAGGGAAUUCUCCCUUUUAUAUACCUAUUUUUUCCUUGCCAUCAACAGCAUAUUCAAUAGGGGAAGAUAUCUUCCAACCUCUGACCAUUCUGCGUUCUGAGGUUUCUUGCCCAAAGGCUGCAUAAAGGAGUGCAUGUAUUAUAUCCCCAUGUUGAACACAGCAGAGAGAAGCAGCCUAUAUCUUUCCAGGGCUUAGCAACCUUUGGAUGUGAUAGGUGUGGGAAGGUGUAUGGCCACAGGAAAGGGAGUAGCAGAAACUGAUGGUUGAUCCACCCAUCCAAAAACACUGACGAAUAAUAAUAAUCUGUGACACUGAGUGGAGCAGUUUGGAACCCUAUUUUCUCUGACUUUUGGAUUAUCCUCAUAUCACACAAACUUGAAUUUUGCAGGGGGACGUAUCGGUGUUGUCUGAGGGUAAUGUAGGGUGGAUUGCACAAAUUAAAUGACAACACAAACAGCUGCAAACACACAGUACACACUGGUGUGGACCAGCCCCCAAACAGAAUACUCUUGGCUUUUAAAUAGCCUGGCUGGACAGACUAUCAAUAAAAUAAAUAGAAAGAGCAGACACUAGGUGGAGUGGAGCCUUCAAUAAUGUUUGGCAGUGUAUUGGUAUGAUGGUGGCUGAUAGGAGUUCUAAGAGAGAUCCAUGUUCCAAGGAUAUCUGUGAAAUAACAGAGGGCAAGUCUUGGUUCUCGAACAUUUAUGCCUCAGUUCCCAUCUAUGUGUUUCGCAUUUGCUUCUUUGCAGAUUGAUGCUCUAGUUGAAAUUGUAGCCACAGUUGAAAACAAAAUUGACGUUUAUUUGGAUGGCGGGAUACGAACAGGAAGUGAUGUAUUGAAAGCGCUGGCGCUCGGAGCAAAAUGCGUCUUCAUCGGAAGGCCUGCUAUAUGGGGUCUGGCCUAUAAGGUGAAUAAAUAUACAGUUUGUAUGCCUGAGCAACCGUUUAGGGCUUAUAAGAUAUAGCAAGAAAUUGCAAAUGAACAGCGGUCCCUUUCAAACAAGUGACCGAAACGUUGCCCUUUACAUUUGCACAUGGUCCAUCACAUCUUGCCUUUGGUUUUAUAAUGCGUGCAUGUUUUGGACUCCAGCGUGGUGCAUCGUUCUGCCAGUGUAAUCUUGAUUUAUCCAAUAAGCUUCAGUCCAGGUACGUGCGCUAUAACACCACUUUCUCAAUCCACUUCAUAAUUCUGAUUGUUACUCUGAAGCCACAUGUCACAAUACAGUGAUACCUCGGGUUAAGUACUUAAUUCGUUCUGGAGGUCCGUACUUAACCUGAAACUGUCCUUAACCUGAAGCACCACUUUAGUUAAUGGGGCCUCCUGCUGCUGCCGCCGCACCGCCGGAACCCGAUUUCUGUUCUUAUCCUGAAGCAAAGUUCUUAACCUGAAGCACUAUUUCUGGCUUAGUGGAGUGUGUAACCUGAAGCGUAUGUAACCUGAAGCAUAUGUAACCCGAGGUACCACUGUAAAGCCCAUAAGGCUGUGGCUACCAUCUAUGAGGGAGAUCUGUUUGCAAAAUAGCAGCUUCCAAAUCAACUUGCAAAACAACGUAGGCUACACUCCAGUCUAUGGACCAGAGGGGACAGCCAUCACCAUCAGUAGUGAUAGAAUUAUUUUCCUCUAUGUUUUUAAUUGUUCUUAUCUUAUCUGUAAGCUGCCUUGAAUCCCUGUCAGGAAAAAAGAUGGGGAUAUAGAUAAAUAUAUAAAAGCAUAAUCCUAGCUAAUAAUUUUACUAGGCUCAUAGGCUAGUUCCCCCCCAAGAGCUACUGCAUUUAUUCAUUCCAGAUGGUAAUAGACACCCGGAACAUGGGUUAUCCAGGGAGAUGCAAACAAAUCAAGCUAUGGUUGAUCUAGAACCCCCCAAGCUGUUUGACAGAGCCCCCCCAUCAACAGCCCUGGAGUCUGCUGCUCCCCUCCCCAUGGUUCCAUUUUGUUUUUCUUUAAAGGGGCAGCAACAUGUUGUUGUUGUUGUUGUUGUUGUUGUUUGGUCAUUUAGUCGUGUCCGACUCUUCGUGACCCCCUAGACCAGAGCACGCCAGGCACUUCUGUCUUCCACUGCCUCCCGUAGUUUGGUCAAAUUCAUGCUGGUAGCUUCGAGAACACUGUCCAACCAUCUCGUCCUCUGUCGUCCCCUUCUCCUUGUGCCCUCCAUCUUCCCAACAUCAGGGUCUUUUCCAGGGAGUCUUCUCUUCUCAUGAGGUGGCCAAAGUCUUGGAGCCUCAGCUUCAGGAUCUGUCCUUCCAGUGAGCACUCAGGGCUAAUUUCCCUAAGAAUGGAGAGGUUUGAUCUUCUUGCAGUCCAUGGGACUCUCAAGAGUCUCCUCCAGCACCAUAAUUCAAAAGCAUCAAUUCUUUGGCGAUCAGCCUUCUUUAUGGUCCAGCUCUCACUUCCAUACAUCACUACUGGGAAAACCAGAGCUUUAACUAUACGGACCUUUGUUGGCAAGGUGAUGUCUCUACUUUUUAAGAUGCUGUCUAGAUAUGUCAUUGCUUUUCUCCUAAGAUGCAGGCGUCUUUUAAUUUCGUGACUGCUGUCACCAUCUGCAGUGAACAUGGAGCCCAAGAAAGUGAAAUCUCUCACUGCCUCAGUUUCUUCCCCUUCUAUUUGCCAGGAGGUGAUGGGACCAGUGGCCAUGAUCUUCGUUUUUUUGAUGUUGAGCUUCAGACCAUAUUUUGCGCUCUCCUCUUUCACCCUCAAUAAAAGGUUCUUUAAUUCCUCCUCACUUUCUGCCAUCAAGGUUGUGUCAUCUGCAUAUCUGAGGUUGUUGACAUGUUAGCCAUCAGUAAAGACCAAGCACGAGGCAGCAGACAAUAACUGAGGCUUAAGGUAGAUUCUCAUUCCUUUUGCACCGAUGCAAAAGGGCCUGCUAGGUUGCAGCCCUGGUCUCUUAUGCGCCAUAGCUCUUCUCUGUUGCUUUUUCUUUUUUUUAACAGAGCAGUUAGCUUUCUUCCUCAGCAAAAGAAGUGGCAAUAUUGUUUUGCUGCACUGAUUCCUUGAUCUUCAGGAGUUGUGGAAAAAAUGUGAUGGAAAGCCAGCUGCAAGAGGGCGAGACAGACAUACAAGCUGUUCUCAAAGCCAAGAUAACGUUAAUAGUUCCUUCAGUGAAGGAUAAGAACCAGUGGGAGGAAUUCAAGGUCGCCCUGUUAUGAACAUUCGGUUGGCGCCAGCACAUCCUCUUGCCUGGUGGAACAACCGCCUCUCCCCCCGCACGCUGCCCUGGAGGUUUUCCUGAACCCCCCUCCUGGCAAUUUGGGGAUGCAAGGGGAGAAGAGGAGGCCCCAUUGUGCUUAUGGAAGUCCUUGCAUGAGCUUGCGCUAGCAGGACCAGUUAGUUGAGUCCGGCACACUGUACAGAAGAGCAUUUGAUCUUUCACAUAUAUGGCCCCUAGGCAGAAUUUUGUCUUUACCCAGGGCCUCCCUACUAUUCGCAAACUAGAAAUUCACUGUCCUCCCUUCUUUUACCACGCUGGCUUGAAUUUCUGCUGGUAAGGCUGCAUGCACACCAACACAUUUGUAGUGCAAAGGCUUUUCUCAGUCCAGAACCAUUAGGAUUCAUAGAAUCAUAGAAUCAUAGAGUUGGAAGAGACCACAAGGGCCAUCGAGUCCAACCCCCUGCCAAGCAGGAAACACCAUCAGAGCACUCCUGACAUAUGGUUGUCAAGCCUCUGCUUAAAGACCUCCAAAGAAGGAGACUCCACCACACUCCUUGGCAGCAAAUUCCACUGUCAAACAGCUCUUACUGUCAGGAAGUUCUUCCUAAUGUUUAGGUGGAAUCUUCUUUCUUGUAGUUUGGAUCCAUUGCUCCGUGUCCGCUUCUCUGGAGCAGCAGAAAACAACCUUUCUCCCUCCUCUAUGUGACAUCCUUUUAUAUAUUUGAACAUGGCUAUCAUAUCACCCCUUAACCUCCUCUUCUCCAGGCUAAACAUGCCCAGCUCUCUUAUUUUUUUUUUUUUUUAAAUAAUAUUUAUUAAAAUUUCACAAGAAAAAAAAAAUUUAAGGAUACAAAAAACAAAAUUAGUGCAUAAACAAAGAAGAAAAGAAAACCCAGCCGCAAAGAAAAAAAAAAAAGAGAAACAGAAAAACAAAAAUAUAAAGUCCUUUACAAUCUGUAUUGACUUCCUUUCUAGACUUCCUCCUCCUCCCCUCUUUUGUUUCUUAAUUUUUAAUUUUUACAGCAAAUCCUUUCUGUUUUUUCAUAACAAUCUGUCAUUACAUUUCCUUAUUCUAUUUUCCCUCUUGUCAUAUAAAAACUUUAAAACUCAUAGCUUAUAUUCAAUAUUUACCAAAUUCUUGCAUCAUUACCUUUUUACGAAUCAUUUACCAAUCCUUACUUAAGUCAUGUAAUUUCAUUCAACAUCCUUCAAACAUUUGUAAGCAUUCCCAAUAUUAAAAAGUAAAAAGAAAAAAUAAUAAGUCAAAUUCAGUCCAGUCAGCUUCCAACCUCCCUCCCCUGGACCCGGGAUUGUCAGUCCUUUUAACCUCGGUAAUCCAGCUCCUUAACCUGGUUGUCUCGUAUCCGAGGCCCUCAAGUCUCUUUCUUGCCCCUUUCGCCACUCUUGUUGAUGAUUCCUUUCCAGUCGUGGAUGCUCCAGCAAGAAAAUGCUUUUGACCCUUUGCAACAAGUCCAUUCCAAACCCAUUGCCCAAGCCAGACAGCAAAUAAUACCACUUCAAAUUUCCACAAAGCUUGGAGACUUCGGCUACUCCAAUCCUCUGAUAGCCCAUCACCAGACCCAUCACCAUGCCCAGCUCUCUUAGCCAUUCCUCAUAAGGCAUCGUUUCCAGGCCUUUGACCAUUUUGGUUGCCCUCCUCUGGACACGUUCCAGUUUGUCAAUGUCCUUCUUGAACUGUGGUGCCCAGAACUGGACACAGUACUCCAGGUGAGGUCUGACCAGAGCAGAAUACAGUGGCACUAUUACUUCCCUUGAUCUAGAUGCUAUACUCCUAUUGAUGCAGCCCAGAAUUGCAUUGGCUUUUUAGCUGUCGCGCCACACUGUUGGCUCAUGUCAAGUUUGUGGUCAACCAAGACUCCUAGAUCCUUUUCACAUGUACUGCUCUCAAGCCAGGUGUCCCCAUCUUGUAUUUGUGCCUCUCACUUUUUUGCCCAAGUGCAAUACUUUACAUGUCUCCCUGUUAAAAUUCAUCUUGUUUGUUUUGGCCCAGUUCUCUAAUCUGUCAAGGUCGUUUUGAAGUGUGAUCCUGUCCUCUGGGGUGUUAGCCACCCCUCCCAAUUUAAGCGUCAUCUGCAAAUUUGAUCAGGAUGCCCUUGAGUCCUUCAUCCAAGUCGUUGAUAAAGAUGUUGAAUAAGACCAGGCCCAAGACAGAACCCUGUGGCACCCCACUAGUCACUCUUCUCCAGGAUGAAGAGGAACCAUUGAUGAGCACCCUUUGGGUUCGGUCAGUCAGCCAGUUACAAAUCCACUGAGUGGUAGCAUAGUCAAGACCGCAUUUUACCAGCUUCUUUACAAGAAUAUCAUGAGGCACCUUGUCAAAUGCCUUGCUGAAAUCAAGGUAGGCUACAUCCACUUCAUCUACCAGGCUUGUAAUUCUGUCAAAAACGAGAUCAGGUUAGUCUGACAUGACUUAUUUUUCAGAAAUCCAUGCUGACUAUUGGUGAUCACAGCAUUCCUUUCUAGGUGCUCACAGACUGUUUGCUUAAUGAUCUGCUCCAGAAUCUUCCCUGGUAUUGAUGUCAGACUGACUGGGCGGUAAUUAUUUGGGUCCUCUCUUUUCCCCUUUUUGAAAAUAGGGACAACAUUUGCCCUCCUCCAGUCUGCCGGGACUUCGCCUGUUCUCCAGGAAUUCUCAAAGAUGACUGCCAGUGGUUCUGAGAUCACAUCUGCCAGUUCUUUUAAUACUCUUGGAUGCAGUUCAUCUGGCCCUGGAGACUUGAAUACAUCUAAACUAGCCAAGUAUUCUUGUACUAUCUCCUUAGUUAUUCUGGGCUGUGUUUCCUUUACUGAAUCAUUUGCUCCAAAUUCUUCAGGUCGGGCAUUGUUUUCUUUAUCGGAGAAGACUGAGGCAAAGAAGGCAUUGAGGAGUUCAGCCCUUUCUGUGUCCCCUGUUUGCAUUUCACCAUCUUCUCCUCUGAGUGACCCCACUGUUUCUUUGUUCUUUCUUUUGCUACGGACAUACCCAUAAAAGCCUUUUUGUUGCUUUUAACCUCUCUAGCAAGCCUGAGUUCAUUCUGUGCUUUAGCUUUUCUGACUUUGUGUCUACACGUGCUGGCUAUUUGUUUGAAUUCCUCUUUGGUGGUUUCCCCCUUUUCCAUUUUUGUACACAUCCUUUUUAAUCUUAACUCAGUUAAAAGUUCUUUAGAUAGCCACCCUGGCUUCUUUAGGCACCUUCCAUGUUUCUGUCUCAUUGGUAUUGCCUGACGUUGUGCUUUUAGUAUCGCCCUCUUAACAAACUCCCAGCCAUCAUGAACUCCCUUUCCUUUUAGUAUUACUGUCCAUGGGAUCUCACCCAGCACUUCCCUAAGUUUUAUGAAGUCAGCUUUCUUAAAGUCAAGAAAUUGAGUCCUAGUAUGCAUGGCUGCUCCUUUCUGCUGUAUAGUAAACUUCAGAAGAGCAUGAUCACUCGCGCCUAAUGAUCCUUCCACUUCUACCCCACUAACCAGGUCAUCAACAUUGGUUAGGACCAGAUCUAAAAUGGCUGUUCCUCUUGUUGCUUCUCCCACUUUCUGGACAAUGAAGUUGUCUGCAAGGCCAGUGAGGAAUCUGUUUGACCUUAUGCUCUUGGCUGAGUUUGACAUCCAACAAAUAUCCGGGUAAUUGAAGUCCCCCAUUACUACUAUCUACCUUCCUUUUGCAUGCUUGGCCAUCUGUUCCAGGAAGGCAUCAUCUAUGUCCUCCGUUUGGCUUGGGGAUCUAUAGUAAACUCCCACAAUGAGGUCACUGUUAUUCUUCUCUCCCUUAAUUUUGACCCAAAUGCUCUCACUUUGGCUUUGAGGUUCUAAAUCUUGGAUUUCUUCACAGGUAUACACAUCCCUGACAUAUAACGCCACUCCUCCUCCUUUCUUGUCUGGUCUGUUUCUCUGAAAUAGAUUGUAUCCCCCCAUUAUUACAUUCCAAUUGUGGGACUUAUCCCACCAGGUUUCAGUGAUGCCUAUUAUGUCAUAUUUAGUUUGCUGUACCAAGAGCUCAAGCUCAUCUUGUUUAUUUCCCAUGCUUUGCGCAUUAGUGUACAGACAUUGAAGUCCAUUAAUCAUUCCCCGUGGCUCUUAUUUAAGGAUUUUUUCCUCCCACCACUAGGUCUGUGUGCUGUUUGCUCCAUUUGGUCUAUGACAUUUGGAUGAUCAUCUUCAUCAAUUGAUAGACUCCUACCUUCAGGAGCACUGUCUCCCCCCCCACCUGAGUCAGUUUAAAGCCCUCCUGAUGAGGUUUCUGAGAUUUUUGGCAAAACAUUUCUCCCAACCGUUGUGAGGUGCAGCCCAUCGCUUGCCAGAAGUCCAUCUUCAAGAAACUGCAGUCCGUGAUCUAAGAAUCCAAACCGUUCCUGUUUACACCAUUUGCGAAGCCAGCUGUUCACUUCCACUAUUUUCCCCUCUCCCCUGGGCCACGUCGUUCAACUGGGAGGACAGAUGAGAUCACAAUUUGUGCAUUUAAUUGCUUCAAUUUCCUGCCCAGAGCCUCGUAGUCUCUUUUGAUCUUCUGGAGGCUAUUGCUUGCAGUGUCAUUGGUUCCCACAUGAACCAAGAGGAAGGGGUAUUUGUCAGUGGGUUUUAUGAUUCCUUGCAGUCGUUCAGUUACAUCUUGGAUCUUAGCCCCGGGAGACAGCACACUUCCCGAGACAUCUUGUCAGGCCCACAGAUCACUGCUUCUGUUCCCUCAGUAGGGAAUCCCCUAUCACCACUACACGCCUCCUCUUAGGUUUGGUCGGGGUUCUUCCGUGAGCUGUCCGCUCCAAGGUCGCCUGCACAUUCCCUGAGGACUGACUUUGCUGCUCAUCUUCAUAUACCUGAUCGACUGUAAUGAGGGAGAGAUCCUCAAAUGGAGUCUGCUCUUCGUCUUCCAUGCUAGGGGAGAGGACCUCAAAGCGAUUGUGUAUUUCUAAACAAUCAGAGCGAACCCUGGGCCUCCUACUUCUUUGAGUCACGUUUCUCCAUAUAUCUGGCUCCUGUGUUGGUGAACUAGCGUCCUUCUCAGGGGAGUCCCUUGUCUCCUCCUUGGUGGAGACGGUGUGCUCUGUUGCUUCCAAGAAGAGCUCCAGCUCUCUAAUUCUUUGGAGCGUAGCUACACGUUCCUCCAGUUGCUGGACUUUGUCUUUUAAGAGGGCAAUCAACAUGCAAUUGCUGCAGGUAAAGCUGCCUGCAACCUUUGGCAAGAUGGCAAACAUUGCGCAGGAACCGCAGGCGACUGCAGCUGUUCCCUCCCCCUCCAUCUUGAGAACGUGUUGUUCGGGGUGGCUACAGCAGUCCUCCAUCAUAAAAAGCGUGAAGACAGGAAAAAUAACUCCCCCCACAAAAAAACCUAGGUCUCCCCCAACAAACGUUUGAGACUAGCUCCCCUAAAUCUAAAAGAUGGAUCAAACUUUUUGCUCCUUCUUCAACUGCUGCCCUGCAAGCUCUCAACAUUCAUCCUCAACAUUCUGCUUCCAGUCUAGAUCGAGUAUAGAUCCUGCCGUCCACAAGGCCAGGUGUGGUCAUCUCGUACCUUGUAACAUUUUUCCGAUGAAAUUAGGGACGUCCUAUUCCAUCAUCGUCAUCAUUUUGUUAUUUAUACCCCACCCGUCUGACUGGCUUGCCCCAGCCACUCCAGGCAGCUUCCAACAAAUAUAAAAACAUAAUUAAGAAAAAAUAAACAUUAAAAACUAACGUAUAUGGGGCUACCUUCAGAUGUUUUCUAAAGGUUGUACAGUUACUUAUCUCCUUGGCUUGGGGGUUACAUAACUCCAUACCCUACAACAUUUCUCUGAUGGAAAUAGGGACGUCCUAAGGAAAAGCAGGACAUUCCAGGAUCAAAUCAGAAACUGGGACGGCUUCUGUAAAUCCAGGACUCUCCCUGGGAAAUGGGGACGCUUGGAGCGUCUGCGCUUAACCCACAUUUGAAAACCAACCCCUUGAUUAGGUUCUGCAUGCCUUUUCCUCCCUGCACAUGACCCAGGAGAGCGAAGAAUGAAGCGGUGGUUGUGAUCUGGGUUCGCACCCACCCACAAUGCCGUUGGGCAGGUAUGGCUAGAGCAGCCAUUGCUGGGAAAACCCACAUCAGUUUUAAUUUGUCUUCAAAUGGACACACUGGUGGGCAAUGCAGAAUAAAUCUGCAAUGAUCUUUUAUUUUCAGAACAAAACUAGUUUCUCAAGAAGCUCUUCUCAAGCUAAAAUAUGCAAUAGCUCUAGACUGUGUGUGAACUAUGUAGAAAAAGAAGUACGUACUCAGUCUCCAUUCUAGAAUAAAAUGUGGUUUAUACACAAGUUUUUGUUGUUGUUGUUUAGUUGUUUAGUCGUGUCCGACUCUUCGUGACCCCAUGGACCAGAGCACGCCAGGCCCUCCUGUCUUCCACUGCCUCCCGCAGUUUGGUCAGACUCAUGCUGAUAGCUUCGAGAACACUGGCCAACCAUCUCGUCCUCUGUCGUCCCCUUCUCCUUGUGCCCUCCAUCCUUCCCAACAUCAGGGUCUUUUCCAAGGAGUCUUCUCUUCUCCUGAGGUGGCCAAAGUCUUGGCGCCUCAGCUUCAGGAUCUGUCCUUCCAGUGAGCACUCAGGGCUGAUUUCCUUAAGAAUGGAUAGGUUUGAUCUUCUUGCAGUCCAUGGGACUCUUGUGUCUUCUCCAGCACCAUGAUUCAAAAGCAUCAAUUCUUCAGCGAUCAGCCUUCUUUAUGGUCCAGCUCUCACUUCCAUACAUCACUACUGGGAAAACCAGAGCUUUAACUAUACGGAAGAGGUAUUAUACUGAUAUUGUGGCUCUUACAGAUCUCCUGAUUAUGUGUGUUUUGGCCUUUAGCAAUACAGUGGUACCUCGGGUUUCAGACGCUUCAGGUUACAGACUCCGCUAACCCAGAAAUAGUACCUUGGGUUAAGAACUUCACUUCAGGAUGAGAACAGAAAUCAUGUGGCAGCGGCAGUGGGAGGCCCCAUUAGCUAAAGUGGUACCUCAGGUUAAGAACUGUUUCGGGUUAAGAACGGACCUUCAGAAUGAAUUAAGUUCUUAACCCAAGGUACCACUGUAUGGAUAUGUACAUACAAGGCUCACGACUUUGUAGAAUUUUGUUCCCUCUAUUUUGUCAUAUCAGUCAACAUAAUUGAUAUGUCUGAAGCCUAGAUAUCUGGAGCCAUGCAACAAUUUGUUUCCAGAGUACUGAAGGUGGCAUAAAGAGAAAGUGGGAGCCUGCCUUCCAUUCCACAGCCUUCCUGCUAACAUUCUGUUGAAACAGUUUCUGUACGGGCUUUCAUAGCGUUUCAAAUGCCGUCAAAACCCGUUUGAACAGAGACAACAGUGAGACUAAAGUAUAGCAUACGUACAACCUAGUUGGAAAAUAAUUCUGAGAUCCUUUCAGCUCUCAAAAGCUGUUGUCCAUAUUCGGUGUAUGCUGGAUCCAUAAUUUACAAUAUCACUGUUUCUUGGAACAGGGCGAAGAAGGACUUCGGAAAGUUCUGGAGAUUUUGAAAGAGGAAUUUCGUUUGUCGAUGGCUCUUGCUGGUAAAUCCUCCCCCUUCUCUCACCCUUUUUCAAACACCCUCCCUUGUGGAGCGUUGCCUCAGCCUCCUCUCAUCUCCCCUCUCCUUGGGCAUCCUUUGGGCAGCUACUGCUGCUGCCCCUGGUCUCUGAGCUGCCCCCUCUGCCCCAAAGAGAGGUGCCUUCUCACACUGUCCCACAGGGGCCUGGGACUUGUCUGUCCAUUCCCAACAGCAAGGGCUGGAGGACUGGCUGGCUGGGCUCCCUUGCCCGCUUGCUUCCUUACUCCGAGGUCGCUUCAGCUCCUGGCAACCAGCACCCCCUAGCCAGCCCCAGAGGCGCUAUUCACCUGGGGAGCUUAUAGCCAGGGCUGCUGCAACAAACAGCUGUGCAAGCUUUUGGGAGGCAGAGACACAAGAGGGCAUCAGAGGAAGGAGGGAAGGAAAGAGGGACAGAGGCCAGUUUGUCAGUUUGCAUUUCUUAGUGCAGAAAGUAUUGAUCUGAUGUGUAGAGAUCUUUCCUGUCCAUGAUAUUUGGGUUAUUCCUUCUAAGAAGCUGAGUACAGCUGGCUUAACCUGGUUCUGUUAUCUCUUUCUGUCAAGGUCAUGCUGAUUAUAAUAGUGAGGCCAGAAGGAUCCUGGGUUUCACGUUCUCUUUUUAUCUCUUUUCCGUCUGGUGUGGUGUUCUGUAUGUAGUGUCAAGGUUUAGACUUAUUAUAAGUUAUUGUAAGUUUAAGUUAAGUCUGCUGCAACUGGAUUUCUUACGGACUGUGCCAAUCCUAAAUGUAUUGGAUUUGUGACCAUUAUGCUCAUUUGCCUUCAGUAAAGCUCUGCUGGAUGAAAUAUUAAUUGCCUCUGGUCUAUUUUGGGGGGAAUCCUGGAACGUGUUUGAGUUCUAACUCUGCUAACUAUACAUUGGAAUCUACUCUGGAUCAAUAGUGAGCAGAAUUUCAGUGACACAGCUUUGCCCGUGGCACCCCUGACCAUCAUUCAAGGCAGCCCACGGUGCCAUGGCACACUGGUUGAAAACCACUGGCCUAUGUCAUCACUUCCCACCUUGAGAGGAAAUACGGUCACCAUGCCUUGGUUAUCUCUUUCUCUCUAUGCGAACUUCAGCUUGUAAGGAACUCUGAGCUGGUCGCUCCAGCACAUACAUGCGUCCAUGUUGGCCAAACCUUUGCUCCCAGAGGUGCUGAAGUUGGGGGUUUCCUAGAUCGGUAGGCUUUGGAGUAGAGGACUCUGUGGUUCUAUUUGCCGACAGCACAUUUUUUUAACAGUUUGCCUGUUUUCAUUACAUGCAGGCUGUAGAAAUGUCUCAGAGAUUGGCCGCCACAUUGUUCAAUAUUCCAAGUUGUGAAGAACCCUCCUGCCCUGUUCAUCAGUUCCAGGAAGUGACUGCAGCCCUGGACAAGCAGGCUCAGAGCAACUGGAAAGAACAAAUCAGCUGCAUGUCAGAAAUGCGCACCCCCUCACCCAAUCAAUCUCUGGCAACGUUACAGCCCCCUAUAUGUUUGUGGGAAGUAAAGGAGGAGGCAGUCCUUCAAAUACCCUGGUCCCCAAAGUGACAACCAGAGGGCCCAGAGGGGAAGAAGGGGCCAAUGCAGUUGAUGCAGCGAUGGGGCUGUUUGGUCACAUGACAAGGGAUGGAAGGAUCCGGCAAUUUCCCUCCUCUCUGUUUCUAUUUUUCCAAUCUUAAAUUCAGUUUUGCACAUUUCUGCAGCAAUCUGCAUUUAAGAAAGAAAGAAAUAAAAUCAUCCAUGACAAUUCAACAGCAUUUAAUGUCAAUUCCUCCUAAUAAACACAUUUUUGUUUGAAGUUCUGACCAAUGUAUGCAUUUUGCGAGCAGUUUUACAAUUAUUUUCAUUUGUAGGCACACUUUCCUUUCCACACUUACCUUUGAACAAUCAGAAUAUAUUAGCUAGCCAAUUUACUUCCAAUUUAGCCUGAUUUCUAUAGUACUUACUCUGUUCUUACCAGGUGCCUGAUUUUUACCUGGCAUAUUGUAUUUAAUCUAUUCUCUUUGAUAUGGUUUUCAUUUUCUUAUUAUACUUAUUUUAAGGGUUUUAUUUUGAGGUCUAUAUUUUGGAAUGAAAGACCUGUGAUGGUAUUGCUGUUCUCAUUUGUGCGU
Messenger RNA from Podarcis lilfordi (Lilford's wall lizard), 25633 nucleotides. The record is from the annotation of a GenBank genome assembly. NCBI's taxonomy places the organism in Eukaryota, Metazoa, Chordata, Lepidosauria, Squamata, Lacertidae.